Malania oleifera is the source of this 1023-nucleotide messenger RNA. Its product is annotated as small ribosomal subunit protein uS7-like. Gene Ontology annotation, molecular function: mRNA binding; structural constituent of ribosome; rRNA binding. Gene Ontology annotation, biological process: translation; ribosomal small subunit assembly. The record is from RefSeq and is a predicted model, not a curated record. The transcript has 4 exons. Gene Ontology annotation, cellular component: ribosome; cytosolic small ribosomal subunit. Bases 142 to 765 code for a protein of 207 amino acids. NCBI's taxonomy places the organism in Eukaryota, Viridiplantae, Streptophyta, Magnoliopsida, Santalales, Ximeniaceae.
GAACCGACCGGUAUCAUUUACCCGUUUUGCCACUUGUAAGUGGUAACCCUAGGCUCCCGUAUAUAUACCAGCAGGAUGACACUGGAGUAGACUCUUGGCGACGGCGACCCGCUCUCUCGGCUGCGCUUCCUUCUCUUCUCAAUGGAGAUGGCGGCUGUGGCGGUUGGUAGUGCGCUGGAUCCAAAUGAGUCUCAAGUGAAGCUCUUCAAUCGAUGGUCUUUCGAUGAUGUUCAGGUCAGUGACCUUUCCUUGGUUGAUUACAUUGCGGUGGUUCCAGCCAAACAUGCUACUUAUGUCCCUCAUACAGCUGGAAGGUAUUCGGUCAAGCGAUUUAGGAAAGCCCAAUGCCCAAUAGUGGAGAGACUUACAAACUCUUUGAUGAUGCAUGGUCGGAACAAUGGGAAAAAGCUGAUGGCUGUUCGGAUUGUUAAGCAUGCUAUGGAAAUUAUCCAUUUAUUAACUGAACAGAAUCCCAUUCAAACUAUUGUUGAUGCUGUGGUCAACAGUGGACCAAGGGAAGACGCCACUCGGAUUGGCUCAGCCGGUGUUGUUAGGCGUCAAGCUGUUGAUAUUUCUCCUCUGCGUCGUGUUAAUCAGGCAAUAUAUCUCCUGACUACCGGUGCUCGGGAGUCUGCUUUCAGGAACAUAAAAACCAUAGCUGAAUGUUUAGCAGAUGAACUCAUUAAUGCUGCUAAGGGAUCAUCAAACAGCUACGCAAUCAAGAAAAAAGACGAGAUUGAGCGAGUUGCCAAGGCCAACCGCUGAGUUCGUUGCAGAUCAAUAGCUGCACUUGAGAUCAAGAAAGAUGGAUCAUUGUGCUAUCUUGCCCGUCUUGAUGUUAGUUUUAGAUUCUUUCCAUUCGACAAGUUGUGUGAGUUGGUAUUGAAAGACCCUUGCUGUGAAUGGUCUGAUGGUUGUUCUUCUUAUUUAUGGUUUUCCCUUGUGGGAUUUUAGAGUUUGAGCAGAUAUUGUUGAACGUUAAUGAUGAUCUUAAGCACCAUCUUAUUGUUUCAAUGCUUUAAA